AUGCCCGGUGUGCCCAGUGGCAUGGCUCCAAGGGCCAGCUGCCACAUGGCCUUGGGUGGGUCACCUUUCCUGUGCACACCUGGUGGCCUCAGGCAUGUCAUCGCCCCCACAGAGCUGGCCACCAUGUGGCCUGGGUCACCAGAAAGCAUCCUCUGGGAUCUGCGCCCCUUAGACAUCCUCUCCGAGGUCAUCCCCCCGAGUGGCAGUGGCCCCUCUGCUGGCUUAAGGAUCAUUCAGACCCAAGGGGCCCGGGGCUUCCAGCUCUCUGCUGUGUCCAGCCCCCGCCUUCUGAGCUUCCCGGCUUCCAGGAUUUUUCUAUACUGUGACCUCUUUCCAGAAGAAUUCUCCAUCAUUGUCACUCUGAAGGUCCUCAACCUCCCACCCAAGAAGAAUGAGUACAUCUUCACGGUGGUAGAGGAGGCCAGCGACACGCUGAUGGUGGGCCUGCGUUACUCCCCCAGCAAGCUGCACUUCCUCUUCCUGAGUCAAGAGCACUCAGGCAGCUGGCAGACCCGAGUGACCUUCCAGGACGUCUCUCUGACUGACAAUCAGUGGCACACUCUGGUUCUGGCCGUGUCCGAAGGCUCCUUCUCCCUCACUGUGGACUGCAGCGUGCCCACAGAUGUGAUUGUUGACACACCAUUCCCAAUGUCGCUGACCAUGAAGGGGUCCCAGUUUUUCAUUGGGAGCCGACGGAGAAAGAAGGGCACCUUCACUGGCUUGUUGAGGCAGCUGGUGCUGCUGCCUGGCUCUGAUGCUACCUCCCGGAUGUGCCCGAGCAGGAAUUCUCAGCUGGCCGUUCUGUCCAUCCCCUCAGUCCUGCAGGACCUCACAGGCAGGCCAGAAGAUGAGGUGUUCCGUUAUCCGUAUGAAGCUGACAUGAAAGUGACCUUGGGCCCUCGUCCUCAGUGCUCCAGGAUGGAAGAUGCCCGGUUCUGGUUCGAUGUCUCUCGGAGGGGCCUCUACCUGUGUGUUGGCAAUGAGUGGAUAUCCAUGAUAGAAGCCAAAGUGAAACUUGAUUAUGUGGAGGAGUACCAGAGCCUGUUCACCCCAUCCGAGACCAUGGGCAUCGAGGUCUUCACCAUCCCCCACGUGGGGCUUCUUGCUGCUGCAGCCAAUCGCCAGGCCAGCUCUACCAUCUACAAGUGGGUGGAUGGCAAGUUUGUGUCUUACCAGAACCUCCCCACUCACCAAGCCCAGGCAUGGAAAUACUUCACUAUAGGAAGAAAGGUCUUCCUCGCUGUGGCAAAUCUGGAGCCCAAAGAGAAGGGUCGGCAGGAGCUCUCCGUCAUUUACAAGUGGAGCCCCAGAAAACUCAAGUUUGUCGCCUACCAGAGAAUUGUCACUCACAGCGCCAGGGACUGGGAAGCCUUUGAGAUCGCAGGGGAGUCCUUUCUGGCCGUGGCCAACCACCGCGAAGGGGACAACCACAACAUCGACAGCGUCAUCUACAAAUGGAACCCGAGGUCGGGGCUGUUCGAAGCCAACCAGACCCUCGCGACCUCGGGCGCUUAUGACUGGGAGUUCUUCACUGUGGGACCCUACUCGUUUCUGGCAGUGGCCAACACAUUUAACGGCACAUCCACCAAGGUGUUUUCUCACACCUAUGUCUGGCUCCUUGGCUCCUUUCGGCUCUUCCAGUCUUUCCUGACCUUCGGGGCUGCAGACUGGGAAGUCUUCCACAUCGGGGAGAGGCUCUUCCUUGCUGUGGCCAACAGUCACAGCUAUGACAGCGAAACUCAGGUGCAGAACAAUUCCUACGCUAUCAACUCGGUCAUCUACGAGCUGAACGUCACUGCCCAGAUGUUCGUCAAGUUCCAAGACAUUCCCACCUACAGUGCUCUGGACUGGGAGUUUUUCUCUGUGGGAGAAGAUUACUUCCUGGUGGUAGCAAACUCCUUCGAUGGGGAGUCCUUCUCAGUGAACAGUAUUAUAUACAGGUGGCAAGGCUAUGAAGGCUUCGUGGCGGUUCACCAUCUCCCAACCUUCGGCUGCAGGGACUGGGAAGCCUUCAACACAACCACAGGUUCCUACCUCAUGUAUUCCAGUGCAAAGGAGCCACUCUCCAGGGUGCUGAGGCUGAAAAUGAGCUGA
This is a messenger RNA of Trichosurus vulpecula (common brushtail), 2094 nucleotides long. RefSeq names its product thrombospondin type laminin G domain and EAR repeats (gene TSPEAR). The record is from RefSeq and is a predicted model, not a curated record. NCBI's taxonomy places the organism in Eukaryota, Metazoa, Chordata, Mammalia, Diprotodontia, Phalangeridae. The coding region runs from base 1 to 2094 and encodes 697 amino acids. The transcript has 12 exons. Gene Ontology annotation, biological process: signal transduction.